AUGAAGUCCGGUCUUGUUGUUGCAGCUACCCUGCUGGGUGCCGCCAAUGCUGGCAUGCACCGCAUGAAGCUCCAAAAGGUGCCAUUGGAAGACCAGCUUAGCGCUGCCAACAUUGGUGACCACAUGCGAGCUCUCCGACACAAGUACUCUCAGAAGACCAUGGGAGGCUCGUCUGAAGACAUCUUCGGAGAUGCUUCGAUCCAUCCAACUGGCCCUCACGAUGUCCCGGUGGAAAACUUCUUGAAUGCUCAAUAUUUCAGCACCAUUGCCUUGGGGACGCCAGCUCAAGAGUUCAAGGUUGUCCUCGAUACCGGAUCUUCCAAUCUCUGGGUCCCUAGCCAAUCUUGUGGCUCGAUUGCCUGCUACCUCCACCAGAAAUAUGAUUCAUCAUCGUCCUCUACAUACAAGAAGAAUGGAUCGGAGUUUGGCAUCCGAUAUGGUUCUGGAGAAGUCGCCGGCUUCAUCUCCACUGAUGUCCUCCGCAUCGGUGACUUGACGAUUAAAGACCAACUUUUUGGUGAGGCGACGAGCGAGCCCGGCUUGGCCUUCGCCUUUGGCAGAUUCGAUGGCAUCUUGGGUCUCGGAUACGAUACCAUCUCUGUCAAUCACAUCCCACCCCCAUUUUAUAACAUGAUCAACCAGAAGUUGCUGGACGAGCCUGUCUUUGCUUUCUAUCUGGGCAACACUGAUGAUGGCACCGAGUCCGAGGCAACCUUUGGCGGCGUUGACACGAGUCACUACACCGGCAAGAUGGUCAAGAUCCCGCUCCGCCGCAAGGCUUACUGGGAAGUCAACCUUGACUCCAUCAGCUUUGGCGAGGAAACUGCUGAUCUCGACAACACCGGCGUCAUCCUCGACACUGGUACUUCUUUGAUUGCCCUUCCUACCACCCUCGCGGAGCUCCUCAACCGUGAGCUUGGUGCCAAGAAAGGAUUCAAUGGACAAUACACUGUGGAAUGUGACAAGCGUGACUCUCUUCCAGACAUCAGCUUCACUCUCAGCGGUUAUAACUUUUCCAUUACGGCUUAUGAUUAUAUCCUCGAAGUCCAAGGUUCCUGCAUCAGCAGCUUCAUGGGCAUGGACUUCCCAGCUCCUACCGGGCCAUUGGCUAUCCUUGGUGACAGCUUUUUGCGUAAGUGGUACAGUGUCUAUGAUCUGGGUAACGACGCUGUUGGUUUGGCCCAGGCCAAGUAG
Exophiala spinifera is the source of this 1194-nucleotide messenger RNA. Its product is annotated as vacuolar protease A. The record is from RefSeq and is a predicted model, not a curated record. NCBI's taxonomy places the organism in Eukaryota, Fungi, Ascomycota, Eurotiomycetes, Chaetothyriales, Herpotrichiellaceae. The coding region runs from base 1 to 1194 and encodes 397 amino acids. Gene Ontology annotation, biological process: proteolysis. The transcript is spliced from 3 exons. Gene Ontology annotation, molecular function: aspartic-type endopeptidase activity. Gene Ontology annotation, cellular component: fungal-type vacuole.